GUCAGCACAGUGUCUGUGUCCCGGCACUUGGGCGGCGAGCUGGGUGAACCGGAGCCCGAGGGCUGAGCAGUGAGUGCUCCGGGGUGGGGGUCAGACACUGAGUGAGCCCGUGCUGUCCGUGUCCCCUCCGUGUCCGCGGGUUGGAGGCGUUCGGGUAAAUAGUGAUUCCAUUUGCUGAACAUCAUGGAGGACGGGAAGCCAGUGUGGGCCCCGCACCCAACAGAUGGCUUUCAGCUGGGCAACAUCGUGGAUAUUGGACCUGAUUCUCUGACAAUAGAGCCAUUAAAUCAGAAGGGAAAGACAUUUGUGGCAGCUAUAAACCAAGUGUUUCCUGCAGAAGAAGACACCACCAAACAUGUGGAAGACAACUGUUCUCUGAUGUACUUGAAUGAAGCCACCCUCCUUCAUAAUAUUAAAGUGCGGUACAGUAAAGAUAAAAUAUACACCUACGUGGCCAAUAUCCUGAUAGCAGUGAAUCCAUACUUUGACGUCCCAAAACUUUAUACCUCUGAAUACAUUAAAAAAUACCAGGGUAGAUCUCUAGGAACACUGCCGCCGCAUGUUUACGCUAUAGCUGAUAAGGCCUUCCGCGACAUGAAAGUGCUCAAGAUGAGCCAAUCAAUCAUUGUGUCUGGAGAAUCUGGAGCCGGCAAGACAGAAAAUACCAAGUUUGUUCUGAGGUACUUGACUGAGUCCUAUGGAUCAGGGCAAGACAUCGACGAAAGGAUUGUAGAAGCCAACCCCCUUUUGGAAGCGUUCGGAAAUGCUAAAACCGUCCGCAACAACAACAGCAGCCGUUUUGGGAAAUUUGUAGAAAUCCAUUUUAAUGAAAAGAAUUCCGUGGUUGGAGGCUUUGUAUCUCACUAUCUUCUGGAGAAAUCUCGAAUCUGCGUGCAAGGCAAGGAUGAAAGGAACUACCAUAUCUUCUACAGGCUCUGUGCUGGAGCACCUGAGGACAUCCGACAGAAACUCUUCCUAAGCUCUCCAGAUAAUUUUAGGUAUUUGAAUCGUGGCUGCACAAGAUAUUUCGCUUCUAAAGAUACAGAUAAACAGAUCCUGCAGAACCGCAAGAGUCCAGAGUAUCUCAAACAUGGCUCCCUCAAGGAUCCUCUUUUAGACGACCACGGAGAUUUCAAUCGGAUGUGUGUGGCGAUGAAAAAGAUCGGCUUGGAUGACACUGAAAAGCUCGAUCUUUUCCGAGUGGUUGCCGGAGUCCUGCACCUUGGAAACAUUGAUUUUGAAGAAGCUGGGAGCACCUCCGGUGGAUGUAACCUGAAGAACCAGUCCAGCAAGUCAUUGCAAUGCUGUGCCGCUCUGCUGGGUCUCGAUGAAGACGAUCUGCGUGUCAGUUUAACCACACGAGUUAUGCUUACAACAGCAGGGGGCACUAAAGGCACAGUUAUCAAAGUCCCACUGAAAGUGGAGCAGGCAAACAAUGCCCGAGAUGCUUUGGCCAAAGCAGUGUACAGCCGGCUGUUUGACCACGUGGUGAACCGGGUGAACCAGUGCUUUCCCUUCGAAACAUCCUCUUUUUUUAUCGGCGUCUUAGACAUAGCUGGAUUUGAAUAUUUUGAACACAACAGUUUCGAACAGUUUUGCAUUAACUACUGUAAUGAGAAGCUGCAGCAGUUCUUCAAUGAACGGAUCCUCAAGGAGGAACAAGAACUAUAUCAGAAAGAAGGUCUUGGUGUAAAUGAAGUCCAUUAUGUGGACAAUCAGGACUGUAUAGAUAUAAUUGAAGCAAAGCUAGUGGGUAUCCUUGACAUUUUGGAUGAAGAGAAUAGGCUCCCACAGCCAAGUGACCAGCACUUCACCGCUGCGGUGCAUCAGAAACACAAGGACCAUUUCCGUCUCACUAUUCCCAGAAAGUCCAAGCUUACAGUUCACAGGAACAUCCGCGAUGACGAGGGCUUCAUCGUCAGGCAUUUUGCUGGAGCUGUGUGCUAUGAAACCACACAAUUUGUGGAGAAAAAUAAUGAUGCACUACAUAUGUCGCUUCAAUCUCUUAUAUGUGAAUCCAAGGAUAAGUUUGUAGGCGAAUUAUUUGAAUCUGCCAAUAACAAUAAAGACUCCAAACAGAAAACAGGAAAACUUAGUUUCAUCAGCGUUGGCAACAAGUUCAAGACUCAGUUAAACUUACUACUUGAAAAACUCCGCAGCACUGGAUCCAGCUUCAUCCGUUGCAUCAAACCCAAUUUAAAAAUGACAAGUCAUCAGUUUGAAGGAGCCCAGAUUCUGUCACAGCUGCAGUGUUCAGGAAUGGUGUCUGUAUUAGAUCUAAUGCAGGGUGGGUUUCCAUCCAGGGCUUCGUUCCAUGAGCUCUACAACAUGUACAAGAAGUAUAUGCCUGCAAAGAUGGCUCGCCUGGACCCGAGACUUUUCUGCAAGGCUCUGUUUAAAGCCUUGGGCUUAAAUGAAAAUGAUUACAAAUUUGGGUUAACUAAGGUGUUUUUCAGGCCUGGCAAGUUUGCAGAAUUUGAUCAAAUCAUGAAAUCUGAUCCAGAUCAUUUAGCUGAGCUGAUUAAGCGUGUCAAUCACUGGCUUAUCUGCAGUCGUUGGAAGAAAGUCCAGUGGUGUGCGCUUUCAGUUAUAAAAUUAAAGAACAAAAUUAAAUACAGAGCUUCUGCUUGCAUUAAAAUGCAAAAGACCGUUCGGAUGUGGCUUUGCAAAAGGAAGCACAAACCCCGCAUUGACGGCAUGGUAAAAGUACGAACAUUGAAGAAAAGACUUGAUAAGUUUAACGAAGUUGUAAAUGCUCUUAAAGAAGGAAAACUCGAAAUGAGCAAACAAGUGAAAGACCUAGAAUCCUCCAUCGACGCGCUCCUCUCUAAGAUAAAGAAUACCAUAAUGUCGAGAGAGCAGAUCGAUAAAGAAUACGAUGCUCUUGUGAAGAGCUCGGGUCAGCUCCUCAGUGCCCUGCAGAAGAAGAAGAAAGAGGAAGAGGAGGCUGAGAGGUUGCGGCGUAUUCAUGAAGAAAUGGAAAGGGAGAGGAAGAGACUUGAGGCAGAAGAGGCCCUACGACGGAAGGAAGAAAAUGACCGUCGCUUAAAAGCCGAGAUUGAGGCAAAACGAAAACAGGAGGAAGAAGAGAGGAAAAAAAGGGAAGAAGAAGAAAAGCGAAUUCAGGCUGAGGUGGAAAUGCAGCUGGCCAGAGAACGAGAAGAAGAGUCCCAGCAGCAGACCAUACUUGAACAGGAACGCAGGGAUCGGGAGCUCGCCAUGAGGAUUGCACAGAGCGAGGCCGAGCUGAUCAACGAGGAGUUUAGUCCAGACUCCGCUCUGCGCAGUGGAAAGACAGAAGGCAUUCAGCCCUCUCCAGUACAUUCUAAAGCUGGCGGCGAAAAGACCAAAAUGACGAUGGACGAUAUGGCCAGAGAAAUGACAGACAUUCUUUCUAGGGGAGUUCAAGUUCAAGCUACAAAAUCAGCUGCAAGCAUCAAAAAGUAUGACUUAAGCAAAUGGAAAUAUGCCGAGCUUAGAGAUGCAAUCAAUACCUCCUGCGAUAUCGAGCUGCUAGCAGCCUGCAGGGAGGAGUUUCACCGGCGGCUUAAAGUCUACCAUGCUUGGAAAGCCAAGAAUAAGAAGCGCAACACAGAAACAGAGGAACGUGUCCCCAAAUCCAUCACUGACUAUGCUCAGCAGAAUCCAGUAGUUCAGCUGCCUGCACGGCAACAGGAGAUCGAGAUGAAUCGCCAACAGCGUUAUUUCCGCAUCCCCUUUAUUCGCCCGGCUGACCAAUACAAGGAACCUCAGAACAAGAAAAAAGGAUGGUGGUACGCACAUUUUGAUGGUGCAUGGAUUGCUCGUCAAAUGGAGCUUCACCCAGACAAGCCCCCGAUCUUGCUAGUAGCUGGCAAAGAUGACAUGGAGAUGUGUGAACUGAGUCUUGAAGAAACAGGCCUAACAAGGAAGAGAGGGGCAGAGAUAUUACCCAGACAGUUUGAAGAGAUCUGGGAGCGCUGCGGUGGAAUCCAGUACCUGAGUAAUGCAAUUGAGAGCAGACAAGCCCGGCCAACAUAUGCCACAGCAAUGCUCCAAAAUCUACUAAAAUAGUCCUCGUGGGAACGAGUAGGCACACCUACAGUAGCACCUUUGUGUUGGCAUAAAGGGAACAAACUCUGUAUAAGAGGAUCUAGACAUUCCAUAAUCAUUUAAUUGAGAUGUUUUAAUAUAAAGUGAACAGGUUUUAUUAAUUUGGGGGCUUUUAUUUCUUUUUCUGUUUUUUUGGUUGUUUAGUUGGUGGCAUAGCUAAAUAGUGUUGUGAAGCUAAACAAACAACACUUUUAUAGCCCUUUUUCCUGUUUUAUUUAACUUACAUCUGAAAUGAUGAGGCCUUACCUUAUAAGUAGUCGUUUGGGUGUACUUGAAGGCACGGAGGGGUGUACUUCCACAAGUACGCCUCACGUUAAAUGUUGUGCUUGAAUAUUGUGUUGUGUUAACCGAGUUAAUCUAAGUUGUGGCACCGUUUAAUAACAUGACCCUUGUCUACCGUAGUGUUGUUUUUUAUGGUUUAGGAUCGUCUUUUAAUUUAGACCAAUAUUUGCUGAUUUGAGUGCUCUAAUUUGAAAUGAAUUUACACGCGAAAAAAAAGUAAAAAAAAGGAGAACUACUUACGUGAACAAUAUCAAAUCGUACGUACGUUACUGCACUGACAUGUAAAAAGUAACAUUGACCCGCGCUAUUUUGUUGAUUACUUUCAAAUUGUACAAUAGAAGAAUGGGUUGUGUACCCAGAAAACAUUUGGUGUGGUAGCCUUUUAUAAAGUGUGUGGUGUCUGCUGCCGGCAUCUAGCCGUUUCCAUGUGGGAAAUUGGUAUGACUUAAGCGCUCUUAAGUAAGAUUGCGGGGAGCAAUUACACUCCCUCCUUAACCCGUCACCGAGAUGCUUUGAUUACUAUUAUUACUAAAUAAUAACUGAUCUAGUCAUAUCAGUAGCGUCCAGGAUCGUUAAUGUCCAACAGUACAGUCCAGUCUUUAAAACUCAUACAUGCUGACAUAUUACGUCAUAUUAAAUCCGAUAUUUGUGUCCAGCCUAUGCUUUCAUAUUGUAUUCAACCCCCGCCAUUAAAGGUGCUCGUUCGCCUCAUCUGCUGAAUUUAACAAUUUGGUAACUAAAUACAGCAUUAAAAAACAUCAUUCCUAUCCUAAAGAGUCAGACAAGCUAUCCGAGGCUAUGUAUGACUAAGGACAUCUUGUUAAAAGAUUACAGUUGUGUGCAUUAAUCAGCCUGAUGGAAGAAAACACUACAUAUUUUAUAAAGGGAAAUUAAGAAUUUUAUCUAUGUAUAAUUAAAAAAUUAGACACCAGUUAUUAUUUUCUCAUUUUGAAUAAGGAUGAAUGGCAGUUACCAUUUUGCUCUCCCAUCAGCAUCAUUCUGCUGUUUGUUGGUCACUUGGUAAUUUUUUAGUCUUGUGAUUUCUGAGAUUUGACAGAUGUCUUUCCAGGGUGAGAAACACUUUUCUAGAUAGAAUAUAGAAAGAAAUAUGGGAUUAUAACCCAUGGAUGGCCAACAGUUGGCCUCCAAGCUGCUUUGUUACCUAGCUAUGCUUUAGCUAUUGGUAUUGACGUUCUUGACUGCUGACCUGCUGUGUUUUUGAGUAUAUUAUCCCUUUACAAGCAUUAUCGUAACUCCUGAUUGCAGAAAAAAUUGUCGGAAAAAGGCAUACAGCCAGUUUAAAGCAAGGCUUUUAAAAUCACCAUAAAUAAUGAAAAAUAACAUUUGUGUGUGCAUCCGUUUGUUUUGCAUCAUCACCAAAAUCAGCGUCCCCUUGGAAGGCAUUCCUUUAAAAAAAAAAACUUGAUCUAAAAUGUAUAUUUUUUAUUUAUGUUUGUUUCUGGAAAUGAUCUCUUAAUACAUGUACUGUAUUGUUAGAAAAUAAAGCAUCCCCCUGCUA
Messenger RNA from Spea bombifrons (plains spadefoot toad), 5893 nucleotides. RefSeq names its product myosin VI (gene MYO6). Gene Ontology annotation, molecular function: actin filament binding; microfilament motor activity; ATP binding. Lineage: Eukaryota; Metazoa; Chordata; Amphibia; Anura; Pelobatidae. The record is from RefSeq and is a predicted model, not a curated record. Gene Ontology annotation, cellular component: endocytic vesicle; ruffle; myosin complex. Bases 184 to 4053 code for a protein of 1289 amino acids. The transcript has 35 exons. Gene Ontology annotation, biological process: endocytosis; inner ear auditory receptor cell differentiation; actin filament organization.